UCGCCGCUUUGAGAUCGCUAUAAACCCGAAACUCCGACUUUUAUGUUGAAAUCGGGGUCAUUCCUCCGUGUUUCGUCGAUCCCUGGCGGAGCCACCGAUCGCCUGGGACGGGAGGAGUGUGUUCCUGUAUGAACGGCCAGCUUUAGGCAGGUAGCCUACAAGUCCGCCGCGAUGAGGCUCCGUUUGGCCGGAGCCGUGCUGCUGUCGGCGGCCGCCUACUACGUCUACCUGCCGUUACCGAGCGGCGUGAGCGAGCCGUGGAAGCUGAUGCUGCUGGACGCGCUGUUCCGGAGCUUCAUGCAGGCGAGUGACGUGGCUCACGCUCUGGGUGUGUGCCAUCGGGUCCACCUGUUGAACCGGGUGGUGUCAUGGGUGGAGGAGAUUGAGGCACACUCCUGCCCCGCUGUGCAUGUGACCGACUCCUCACUGGGUGGCGUGCCCACUCGAGUCUUCCAGCCAAAGGGGGGGAAGCAGCUGAAAAGGGGAGUCAUAUAUUUCCACGGUGGAGGAUGGGCGCUGGGCAGUGGACGGAUGAGAUCUUAUGACCUUCUUUGUCGGAAAAUGGCGAAGGACCUGGACUCUGUCAUCAUGUCUGUCGAUUACCGUCUUGCUCCAGAGGCGGUGUUCCCAGAUCAGUACCAUGAUGCGUUGGCAGCAGCGCGGGCUUUCCUGUCAGCUCAGGUUUUAGAGCACUACAGCAUCGAUCCUGAGAGAGUGUGUGUAUCUGGGGACAGCGCCGGGGGAAACCUGGCUGCUGCUGUGGCACAGGAGCUCAGCUCAGAUGACAGUCUGACACCGAAGUUCAAGCUCCAGGCACUGAUCUACCCCGUGCUGCAGGCUCUCGACUUCUACACCCCAUCCUACCAGCAGAACCGGGCCGUGCCCAUCCUCUACAGGCCUGUCAUGGCUCGUUUCUGGCUGCAGUACCUGGGCGCCGACACCUCCCUGGAGCCCCUCCUGCUUGCUAACAACCACAGCUCCUUGGACCAGACGGCCAUCAGCGCCAGCAUCCGCUCCAAGCUGGACUGGACCGCUUUGCUCCCGGCUGAGCGCAGGAAGAACUUCACGCCGGUUGUGAAAGAGACGGGAUCGCCAGGGGUGAUGGGUGAGGUACCUGAGCUGGUGGACGUGAGGGCGGCACCACUGCUGGCAGAGCAGGGGGUUCUGAGAAGGACACCUAAAGCAUACGUGAUGACCUGUGAGUUUGACGUGCUAAGGGAUGAUGGGUUGAUGUAUGUCAGGCGCCUGCAGAACGCCGGCGUCACAGUGACCAGUGAUCACUAUGAGGAUGGCUUUCAUGGCUGCAUGGUGUUUGCAUUCCUGCCAAUGAUGUCUAGUGUUGGACAGAGGAGCAUGAACAACUACAUCCACUGGCUGGACCAGAAUCUGUAGACAAACAAACCGCUCCAGAUCCUCCUGAACCGGGAGAGAUUGUUUGCAGCGCCAAAGACAUCCUGGAGCAAAAAGUCAGGUACUUGAGCUCCUUGUUGGAUCUGCAAAGAGGGAACAUGGCUUUGAUUAACACACAUGAUCCAUUUUUGAACUAAUGUAUCCUUCAGCAGCAACAUGUCCUGAGCAAAACACCAGACAAGAAAUCAGAUGCAUAAUCUGCACAAUCUUUCAAAUUUAAAAACAUGGAAACAGAACCAACAAAUUGAAUUCAAGGCUUGUGAUAACCUGCUGUUUACCAACGUGUUCGAGUAGACAAGCGGCUGCAAUGCAUUCACAUACUCACCUGUGUACCUGUCCAACUGUAGGAUACAAAUUUAUAUCCACUAGUGGGCAAAUCAGGGCCAAAUCAUCUGUAGCCAACACCAGAAAAUCCUCCUUGAGAACUUCUGCCACAAUGUCCAUACAAACACAUUUUUAAAGCAGGUUUAUGGGCUCAGUGUAGCUGAACAUCACUGAGUCAAAUGGAUCACAAAGCAUCUUCACUAAAUCCUGAAACCAAAAUAUUUCCAAUCAGAAGUAACCAAAGAAACUGACGCUUAAGACCAUAAUAUCAAUGCAACCUUUUGGACAGUGAUAGUAUACUUAAGGCUCAUUAUUUUCAAGAAAAAAAACACAAUCUAGGAUCUGUGUCUUUGACUGCAGGAUAAAACUGUAUUAAAACACUAGACAAACAUAUAAAACAACAUACAAGUAUCACUCAUUUAUAAUCCAUGGUGUUCUCCAGCAAUAGUAUUGCUAAUUGUAUCAGUGAUUAAAAAUUUGUGGGGGAUAAAACACGCUAAAGGUUCAUUAUCCCUUAAUUAAGAUUGUAAAGAGGGUUCAAUACCAAAUAAAUAAUUGUGCAAAAUGUUUCACAAGUAUGCUAGAGUGCCAAUUGUUUCAAAAUUAUGUAAACAUUUUAAAAUCGUGUAUCAUCACACACAUCAGGAGACAUUUCACAGAUUACCCUCAAAUCAUAAAACGAACACCUACAUUUUUCUAAAUUAGAAAAUAAUAUUAGAAAUCUGAUUUUUUUUCAAUGGCCAUUGUAUAAUAUAAUGGUAUUCAUUUGGAAUAUAAUUAACAGGUAAAAUUUAUAUUUCAAGCAACAUUAUGCAGUUUUUUAAACCUUAAAAUAAAAGCUUCAAAAUCAUGUUGAUGGGACACUCCCACUGAAUGCCUAUUCUUGCAAUAUGUAAAUUUGGUGACCAAGAUUUAGAGCUUAACACUUUACAGCGUGUUUACAGUGUUUCCCAUUCACUGAUUCAUUUUUUGUAGCCACCGAAAAAGCAACAUUGACUGCCACAUGAUGGGUUUCCUUUUUUUACGAUUUAAAAUGGGUAAAUUCUUAUUUCUGCUCUUGGUUUCUUUUGAGAGAGGAGGCAAAAAUCAGCUAGGUAGCCGCCACCCCACGGUCCCUCAGCCUUGCUCCCCGCCGCUAGGAGACUACAUCACCAGUGAUUCACAGCUUUGAAGAUGAACCUCCAGUGAGUGGCUGUAGCAACUAGAGUUGUUCCCAAAUCAAUAACAGUACUAGAAAUGCCUCUGAUACAGUUUAAAAUGCUAGAUCAGAUAUCAGCAAGUCCAGGACUCUAUGCACUGAUCUGAUACCAUGGAAUUUAUUUAUAAACUUAAAAGUAGUUUCCUGGGAACCAAUUCUUUUUCGUCACUUUUAAACAGUAGCUGACACAGCAAGUUGUGUUGCACAGCCACUGCCAACAGCUUUCUUUUUUCUUUAUGCGUUUGUUUGUAUAUCCCUUUGUAUCAUUCUCUGUCCCCUCUCAAAAUGUGGAGGUUUUUGUUGGUUUAGGAACGCAGCACAACCGGCACUUAGUUAUUUUUUAUCUCAGCAGCAGUUUGUGGAGUUUUCAGUUGCGGGGUGGAUAAUUGAUAAGUCAAUCUGAUCAGUGCUGAUCAAAUCAAAUCGACUGAUGAGAACCUCUAGACCCAGCGCAAUGAAUGGUUAAGUUUCACCUUCACUGCACCUGGCAUUCUGCUGCUCCCUCUGUGCCCAGAGUAGCGCUCACAGCACUCCUAAUGAACGGGCCGGCAAAAAAAUAAAAAAUCAAUACAUAGUGUUAGAUGUUAUCGUGAUGUGCUGCUACAAAUAAAUGAAUGGGUGGAAAACCCUGCAAGUUUAGGUAUCAGAACAUCUCCAGUAGCAACUCGACUUCAGCCAGCGCAAACCACAGCCCUGGAGGUCACAGCAGGCUGGUGGUCAGCAGCAACACUGUGUCUAACUUGUAUAACAGCAGGAACAGAGAGUUUGCUAAGUUUGCUAAUCUUGCGAGGAGUCAGGGCUGUCCGGGAUCAGAAGCGCUGUGUUAGCGCUAGCUGAAUUCAGUGGUGCAGAUUCUGAAACUGUCAGGCUGCCAAAUCCCAAAAAUACCCAAUUAUGCAUUAUGUUGCACUAAAACAUCAAUAAUACAAAAGCGCAAGGUUAAAAUUUGAUUUCAGGAUUACCAGUCGCAGCUCAACACCAUGUUGUCUAUCCAGGUGAUGUUAAUUCAUUACUAGAGAUAAUUCCCGGCUCAUUCACUAUUUUUUUCUCCGUUUUUUGGAUACAAAAUUUUUGGGAAAUAGAUUUAGAUUAAAACAUAUGUAAAAAAAAAAAACACAAACAAAAAAAAAAACCAAUCUGCUCCUUUAAAAAAAACCUGCAGUAUCUUGAAAAUGAAGAGCCUUGAAUAUUCUGCCUAAUGAGCUCCUAAUCUGAUUAGUUUUAGAGGUCAAAGUCACUCAAAAAUUUAUCUUCAGCUUUUAUUCUUUUAUAAUGCACUGAGGCACUGAAACAGUCUGCUCACACACACUAAACAGGCCAGUCAAGGUUACAGUGUGUGUGCGUGUGUGUGUGUGUGUGUGUGUGUGUGUGUGUGUGUGUGUGUGUGUGUGUGUGGUAAAAGUGUGCCAGAGUUCACAGCUGUGUAUACUCACUGGAUUGUGCAAUAUUGUAUGUUUGAAAGUCGCUCUCUGUAACUUCACUCUCUGAUGACCACUGUACUGCAGGGCCAAUGCAAUGAUGAUGAUGAUAGCUGUGAAAUGUAUGCAAGAAUUACUGUAUCACCACGAGAGACGAGAUCCCAAAUGGACUAUCAUGUUUCUCUCCCGCCCUCCGCUCCUUGCCCAAACUAAUAUAACGACCCGACGACUGCAAGCGUCAGACAGAUUCGGUUUUGGCUUUUGGCCCAAACAACAGCGAGCCAAGAGUUUAGCAGAAACACUGAGCUGAGUGUGGUCAUUACUUCACAUUAUCCAGAAAGAAAAAAUGUUGAAAUUUUAACACUGGCUAUCAGGAGAUUUUCUUCUUUUCUUAAAGGGAAAUUAUUCCAGACAGUUUGUUCCUAACAUGGAUUUCUGCAAGCAAUUACCCUCCAUACAUACGUGCAGUGCUGAAAUGUAACUAAGUACAUUUACUCAAGCCCUAAACUCGAGGUACUUGUACUUGAGUCUUUCCAUAUUUUGAAACUUUAUUCUUCUACUCCACUACAUCUCAGAGGUAAUAUUGUACUUUUCACUGCACUAAAUUUUGUCUGACAGCAUUAGUUACUUUUCAGAUUUCAGCCCCUUCCUGCACAGUGAAAACCUUGUAUCUCCAGGUGUGUUGAUAAUAAAUGUUGAGAAAAUUCUCCUCCUUCUUAAGCUAAAUAAACUCUUUAAAACCCUCUUGGAUCAGCUGGAAAAUGCAUCGUCACACAGCUGAAAACAGGACUGUUUUUCUCACCCCAUGAAAAGUUGACUUUUUAGAGAUACAUGGUUCUCACAGGACAGCCACACCACAAACAUAAGAUGAUCCCAUAGAAUAUGAGUAUUACUGUAGAUUAAACUACCCAACAGUAUAUAAAGGAGUUAAAAUGAGCUCAACAUCUACAGCAGUAAAAUGGCACAUACACAUGAAUGCAGCAGGAAUAUUAACCCAGAAACAUGAGAAUAGGGGAACAUUUUACUGCACCAUCGAUACUUUAUUUUGUCUCAGUGACUAACGACAUAAACAUGAGCAGCAUGUUUGCACUGACAGGCUCAGAUUAUUAAUCUUAGUGUCUGACAACAUUAUGGAAAGGAUUGUACCAGUCUCAAAGUCACUAAAAUCCCCAAAACACCAGACUCCAUUUAAAUGAAGAGGAAUUUUAUCAUUGGAUAGCACAGUGGUUCCCAACUGGUGGGUCACGGGUCCAUUCUGAAUGGACUGCAAGUGACUUGUCUAGUUGGUAAAAAACAGACUUUAUUUUUUACGUGCAGUAAAUUUCUAACACAGAGCUUUUAUUUUCAAGUGCUGUUUCCUGCCGUAGAGUGUGAGACUAAUGAACAGCUACUUGAUCGAGACAGCAAAAUAACUCGAUGACGUGGCCAAAUGCAAGUGUGACACUGAAUUUAUUAAACUGUGUGGACCUUGAACUAAUGAUUAAAGAGAAAUCUGGCCCCUGUGGCUUGACCAGUUGGGUAUCACCUGUAUAGCACAUUUCAUUCAAAGUCAACAGAAAGAAAAUAAAGCUCACAAAAGCUGAUUUGUUUAAUUGCUCCUCUAUUCAAACAAUCACCAACUCUGGUUUGCUUGAAAUAAACCCCUAAUUCAUGCAGUUAGAUGUGAAAAUGUUCUGCAUUUAUUCACGCUUUUUUAACAGAGUCUGGUAAGUUUGGCAAUGGCGUUUGUGGGGCUGUUUCUGGUCAAACAUAAAGGAUCCUACUCUUUAAAAAUAAUUGUCUAUCUCUGUAGGGAUCGUCUCCAUAUUGUUGUCAGACACUUAUGAUAAUAAUCUGAGCCUGUCAGUGGCAAAAACAAACACUUUAAGGUGAUGACCACUGAGGAUGCACAAAUGCCCCAAGUGGAUACACUGCAGCUUUUUUUCGCCGCUGCUGGCUGCAGCCCUCUUGCUCAGUAUUGGACCAGUUUAAAAAAGUGUUGUCCCCAUUAGUCACUUAAACACAAAAAUAUGGGAAAAUAGGGUCCAUGUUGGGAAAAAAAUGAAAGUUUUCCUUAAAGUUAGGUUUUAAAUGCAGGACUUUUACUUGUAGAGGAGGGGUUUCACCAAAGUCAAGGAUCUGAAUACUAUCACCACUGAAUGUAUAAGCACAGGUUUUGUACACCUAUCAGUAAAAAGUGACUAUGUUUGAUAUCCAUGUGAAGUGAAAUAUAUCAUUUAUAAAUAAGUAAAAUGAGUUUUAAAAUUAGCUGAAGCGAUGUGGAUUAUCGAGAAGGACUUUUGAAUGUUUUGUAAGUGCUGUAAUUUUAUUGCUGUAUGUGAAAUGACACAUUAAAUAGUUUAAUACUCUACAAAUAAUGUUUUUUAUAUAAGUUGGGGUUAUGCAACAGGUUCUUUCAGCCAAGAGAUACACAAACGCGGCCCCAGAUGUACUCCUGCAGCGCUAAUAAAUCCCUUGAAAUAGCUGUUUUAUUGGCUUCUGUGACAACUUUAGUGGUGUGGGGGGACCAGGGAUCAUUAUAUUUUUUUAUGCGUCUUUUUUAAAUAAUGUAAUAAUGCACAUGUAUUAGUGUGAGAAAGUAUUACAUUCCUGUACAGUGUUUUUACUGUGUCAACAGGGACAAGAAGUGCUUCAGGAGAUGUGCAGCAGCACCUGUAGAGGGCAAGCUCUGGUCGCCAUUAUUGGAAGUCCUCAGCUUUAAUCGAGCAUUUGGCACAGGACUUAAAUCUUAGAGCAAGAAUGAUUGUUUUGUCACAGUAACUUAAAUUGCUGCAGCAUAUGUAUAUGUGUAUAGUAAACAUCUGUCCAAAUGACUCAGAAAGACAAAAGCUGAUAGCGUGAAUAUUUGUAAAAACAUGCAGUCAAAUAUCUAAACCUCAUAUUUUUUUCUACAAAUGAAAUCACGUUUUCUUCUCCUAGUGCCCCCAGAAAACAAAGGCACGUGUGAAACUAUCAGACGAAGCACUGAAAUGAUUAUUCAUCAAGUCAUUAUUCAUCAAGUCAUUAUUCAUCAAGUCUAUCAAUUAAUCAUCAAUGUUUGAGUCACUUUUCAAGAAACAUGCAAAAGAAUUGUCCACUUUUCUCUGUUUUAAAAUCACUGAAAAACAGAAUAUUAUGGGGUUUUCUGACAUUUUACAGACUGUGCUCAUCGAGACUAAUUGAGAAAACAAUCAGGACAGUUUUCAAUAAUGGAAUAAUGAACACAAUCUCUCCAUUAGAUCCAUAUAGCAGCUGUUUUGGAGCUACAAACCGAUCACAUGAUCUUCGUCAUCUAACAGAUCUGUAGAUGUUAAAAUUUCCAUUUAUAUUGAACUCUUCAAGGACUUCUCCUUCAUGUUAACUUUAAAAUUAAGCCUCAAAGCAAAAUGUUAGUUGGAGCCCUAAUCACACGAGAAUCACCAUUUCAGAUUGUGACACACAUUCACAUUAUAAUUUUCAGAUGUUAGACAUGACAGGUGAAAACACACCAUUUCACACAUGAAGAUGAAUACUUAUGUGUGAUGUAUUAUUUAUCAGGUGAUGAAUUUGUAAUUUUUGGACAUUUACAUUUAAAAUAUAACAUGAACUUCAUUUUGAAGAUAAUUUUUAAAGUCAGCAAACUCCUAGUGAAGUAAAUAAAACUAAAAUGCUUGAUUUUGCCCAUUAUACAUAUCAUAUAAUAAGACCGAGAUGUUAUGCAAAUAAUAAAUAUUUUCCUAAAAUUAUAUUGUUUUGUAAGCGUAAACUUUCCAGUCUGCAGUUCAGUUUUGUGUUGUUUUGUUUGCUGCUGCAGAGGGCAAGCAUGUUAACUUCCUGUUGGGGUGGUUGUGUUUAUUAUGUAACGCGCGACCUGAUGUGAAGGAAACUUUACUCGGUGCACAAGCCGACCUCCAAAAUGGCACCAGAUGUGUUGGGUAGUGUGAACUUGUAAUCACAGCUAUAAUAACUUUGCUAUAAUUAUUAAUUGAUAACUGUGAUGUAACAGGGUUUAAAUCCUUCCAGAGGGUCAGCUACUGUAUCUGUACACAAUGUAAAAUGUUCUCAAUUUACUAUUUUGGGAUUUAUUUAUGAAUAAAAUAUUACAAUGACACAUUUAAAGUUUUUUUUGUGUCCAUGUUCUGU
Messenger RNA from Epinephelus fuscoguttatus (brown-marbled grouper), 8451 nucleotides. RefSeq names its product neutral cholesterol ester hydrolase 1-like. Gene Ontology annotation, molecular function: carboxylic ester hydrolase activity. NCBI's taxonomy places the organism in Eukaryota, Metazoa, Chordata, Actinopteri, Perciformes, Serranidae. Gene Ontology annotation, cellular component: membrane. The record is from RefSeq and is a predicted model, not a curated record. The transcript is spliced from 5 exons. The coding region runs from base 172 to 1392 and encodes 406 amino acids.